AACUACAAUUCCCAGACUACACAGGGGUCAUAUAGUGGUUGGACGGAUAUUUCUUAGUCGUAGGUGAGAGAGGGUUGUGAAAAUUAAAAUGGAUGAGUUAGCAGCCUCCCCAUCUCCCACCCGUGGGGCUAAAAUGGAUUUCCCAGAAGACUUUAAUCAACUGGAGCUUUUGGACACGCACAGACAUUUGAUUCCGGUGGGAACACAUAGCCUUUGGCCAGAAGAGGAGGAGGAGGAGGAUGAUGAUUAUCAGGAAGCUGAGCGUGAUGAAGAGUGGUACCAGCAAGAGGAAAUGAAGAGAGAGAAUUACCCAGAUCAGCUGUUGCUGUGGGCUUGUGAGAAAAAUCGGCUGUCAACUGUGAAAAGGCUUCUGUCUGCUCAUGUGGAACUAGUCAAUGUCACAGAUGAUGACCAGUAUACACCACUCCAUCGAGCUGCAUACAGUGGGCACCUGGAAGUGGUCCAGGAACUGCUUGCACACAAUGCCAAUAUUCAUGCAAAAACAGUAGAUGGAUGGACUCCACUACACAGUGCCUGCAAAUGGAAUAAUGCCAAGGUGGCUUCCUAUCUGUUGCAGAAUGGGGCUGAUAUAAAUGCCCAGACCAAUGGGUUGCUCACCCCUCUGCACCUUGUGGCUGGCAGCAGCAACUCCCAUGAAACUCUAGAAUUGUUGCUUAUGAACCGGCAUUUACAACCACAGUUGAAAAGUAGCAGCAAUGAGACAGCAUUAGACAUUGCCAGAAGGACUAGUCUUCAUUACUGUCUUUUUGAAAUUGUGGAUGCUUGCACUAACUCAACACCUGAGUAGUUGGUGCUUAGUGAACGCAACCUUUUGUGAUCCAGAUAACUUAUAGUACAUAGCAGAGAAGGUAGUGAGAGUUAACCUCAUCUUUAGAACAGGUUUAAAGUUUUCUUUAAUCUCAUGCUGCUAUAGACCCAGGCAUUAGGUUGUGAUCACUUGAUGCCUUUGACUUCCAUGGAGAUUAAAGAAAAACAUAAAUAAGGAAGACUUUGAGUUAGAAACUGUGAAAUAUUUCUGUUACAUAAUAUUAAAGAUAACGGGAAGAGUGUAGCAAUUACAGAAAAAGCAUUUGUAGAGAAUUUUGACAUUUGUUUUGCAGUAAUGAGUUUAAUUCAUUGUAUUGUAAUUAAUGCCGGCACAGUGUGUGACACACAUUUGCUGCAGGUUUGCAGUAUUUACAUGCUUUUGUUUCAGCUAAGCUAUUAAUUGAAAGCAAACUCAUCUAUACUUCUGUAAACCCCUGCUAAUUAGAGUAAUUGUUUCUCAGAUUCCAGGUUCAUAAAUUGCUCACAAUGUCUUGUUAAAAUAUAUAUAUUGUGGUUACUGUUCUAUUCUGUUUGUUCUGUUUUCUUAACAAGUGAGCUUCCCCAUUACUCUUUUAUUAUAAUUAUUUAUAAAGCAGGCAGUUGUUGCUGUACAGACAGAGAACCUAACAAAGAUAUCAAAAACAGCUGUCAAAGGAUAUAACCUUCUGGUCACUUGACUUGACUUUUGACUCUUCAUUAAUUCAAGAGCUUUCUUGAGCUAUAAUAUUGAUUCUGUAGUGUUGUAAUUAUUUGAAUGCAUUAAAAUAGUUGUGGAUGUACUAUACUGUAUAUGUUUUGAAAGUCAAGAGUUGUAUCAAAUUUAUAUUUUAAUAGUAUAAAGAUAUCAAUUCA
Molecule: messenger RNA, 1680 nt
Organism: Erpetoichthys calabaricus (reedfish)
Lineage: Eukaryota; Metazoa; Chordata; Cladistia; Polypteriformes; Polypteridae
Gene: ankrd49
Product: ankyrin repeat domain 49
Exons: 3
Coding region: 89-808 (239 amino acids)
Molecular function (GO): protein binding
Source: RefSeq, a predicted model, not a curated record